CUCAGCAGCUUGCUUGGCGGCUCAACGAGUCCGCUCAGCGGCCUGCUUGGGCAAGCUCAAGGCCAACUUGGCGGUUCAACGAACCCGCUCAUCGGCCUGCUUGGCGGUUCAACGAGCCAGCUCAGCGGUCUGCUUGGGCAAGCUCAAGGCCAGCUGGGUGGUGCACAGUCCACGCUCAAUGGUCUGCUCGGCAACUUGCCAGUCUCUACUUCUUCAGUCGAAUCGCAACUGCGCGGUCUCACUGGGAACAUGGGCCUGGGCGGUGCUCAAUCGCAGCUCGGCAGCCUCACUGGUGCCCUCUCCAACCCUUCUACGACUCAAUCGACGCUCAAUGGCUUAACCUCGCAGCUUGGCCUCAGCAGCAUCACCAGCUUGCUCCCAUUGCAGUUUCAGCAGCAGCAACAACAGCCAAUCAACACCCUCACUGGCAGCGUUGGCUCGCACAUCAAUUCUUUGCCGGCUCACAUUGGCGUGCCGGGGGCGGAGAGCAACCUUGAUGCCGCCAAGGGCCUAAACAGCGAUGUCGGCAGCAAUGCCUUCCCCGCCUCGGUGCCAACAACCUCAUCUGAGUCUACGGAACAGCUUCAAACUCAGAUCAAUCAGAUGGCAAAAAUGUUGAACGUCAACCCGAACACGCUCCUCUCGCAGCUCACUUCAGGAGCCGGGUCCGGCAGUUCUGCUCUGAAUCAGCUACUGUCUCAGGUUGGGACCAACAAUCUGCAGGGUCAGCUCAGUUCGAUCACCGGCGGCCUCCCUCUCAACCAGUUGCUCCCGGGCCAACUAACGGGCGCCCUCUCCGGUGUCGUCUCGGGCCCGCAGUCAUCGAAUUCACUCGCAGGUCUAACCGGCACCGUGAGCAGUGUGACCAAUGGUCUGCCACUGUCAGGCCUGACAAGCAAUCUACCCAUCGGUGGCCUUGCCAACACAGCAUCCGGCUUGACUGCAGCCUUGCCCAACAUCGGUACAGGCCUUCUUGGAGGUCUGCUCGGGACCCACUUGCCAUUGAACCUUCAGCAGCAGGUAGGCAACCGCAGCUCGCAUGUGAACGACACAAUCGCCUCGAUUCGCCCUUUGUCGACGACCAACACCACUCCCCUUGGUACGUUCAAUGGAACAGCAAUUGCCAAUGCGAGUGCUCCGGUUCAGAUGCCGCCGUCCAUCGUCCCUCUUGCUGCAGAGAUGCCUCACGGUACGAGUAGCAUGCUGCGUGCGACCACGGUGGUUCCAACACUCUUAGCCGCAUCUGCCUCUGCAGCGCCAACGGCUCUCAGCAAUGUCAGCGAUGUUAUACCCACUCCAUCUGCCUGGUCAGUCGCGCCCAUUUCAUUACCCACACCAGCGCAGUCCUUCAUCGCGUACGUCUCCCAGUACACCGAUAAAGCGAUGGACCCCACUUCAACUUGGACAGCCUCUUUGGCAGCUCCCACUAUCUUGCAUGCGUCUAAACUACCUUCAUCCCCAAGCUCAGCAUUGGUGAGCACAAAAGAUGCUAGCAAUGGCGCGGCAUCGGGGGGUGCCAGCGACAAGAACACCGUUCCCUCAUCUUCCAACCCAAAGCAGGAUACCAGCAGCAGCAGCAGCACCACCACCACCAGCAAUAGCACGCCGACGGCCUCCAGCAAGGCCAUCGCCGAACGAGACGACAUGGGAUUCAGCCUGCCCCCAGGCACGAAGCCGUACCCAACCGAGGCAAUCGUCUACCCUUCCAGCUCUGCCGUCGCUAGGCACCGCCGAUUCCACAAGGCCGCCGGCCGCGGCCUUGGCUUCAGACACUGA
Molecule: messenger RNA, 1776 nt
Organism: Tilletiaria anomala UBC 951
Lineage: Eukaryota; Fungi; Basidiomycota; Exobasidiomycetes; Georgefischeriales; Tilletiariaceae
Exons: 1
Source: RefSeq, a predicted model, not a curated record